Monopterus albus (swamp eel) is the source of this 2054-nucleotide messenger RNA. It is a transcript of the gene gphra, whose product is annotated as Golgi pH regulator. Bases 196 to 1563 code for a protein of 455 amino acids. The transcript is spliced from 14 exons. Gene Ontology annotation, cellular component: Golgi cisterna membrane. Gene Ontology annotation, molecular function: voltage-gated monoatomic anion channel activity. NCBI's taxonomy places the organism in Eukaryota, Metazoa, Chordata, Actinopteri, Synbranchiformes, Synbranchidae. Gene Ontology annotation, biological process: intracellular pH reduction. The record is from RefSeq and is a predicted model, not a curated record.
CGUACCUAAAUGGUGUGUCGUUGGAACGCUACAACAAAUGCUGCUAUAAUGAGCACAUUAGCACCAUAACAAAUGUUUAAAACUGUACAAGGCUUGUCGUAUUUUUAUGUCAGCAUGAAGUGAAACUAUCCGUGACCACUACGUCUUCCGUACGCUGAGUUUUUGACAGACUAAACGUUGGUUUUUGCAGACGUCAUGUCGUUUCUGGUGGAUUCAGUUAUCAUGUUCACCUCGCAGGUGCUGUUCUUUGGAUUUGGCUGGUUAUUCUUUAUGCGGCGGCUGUUCAAAGACUAUGAGGUGCGACAGUACGUCGUCCAGGUUGUGUUCUCUGUCACCUUUGCUUUUUCAUGUACUAUGUUUGAACUCAUCAUUUUUGAGAUUCUGGGUGCCUUAAGUAGUAGUUCCAGGUAUUUUCACUGGAAACUGAAUCUGUACGUGAUACUGCUGGUUCUGAUCUUUGUGGUGCCUUUCUACAUCGGCUACUUUGUUGUCAGCAACAUACGCUUGCUUCAGAGACAGAGGCUGCUUUUUGCCUGUAUGGUGUGGUUUACCUUCAUGUAUUUCUUCUGGAAGUUGGGAGAUCCAUUUCCCAUUCUCAGUCCAAAGCAUGGUAUCCUGUCCAUUGAGCAGCUAAUCAGCCGUGUUGGUGUGAUUGGAGUCACUCUCAUGGCCCUGCUGUCUGGGUUUGGUGCCGUUAACUGUCCCUACACAUACAUGUCAUAUUUCCUCAGAAAUGUAACAGACAGUGACAUCCUUGCUCUCGAGAGACGGCUGCUCCAAACUAUGGACAUGAUUGUCAGCAAGAAGAAACGAAUUGCCAUGACAAGGAGGCAGAUGUACCAACGUGGGGAAGACCAGAACAGACAGACGGGAUUUUGGGGCAUGAUCAAGUCUGUUACCUCCACACAAACAGGCGGUGAAAACCUCUCGCUGAUCCAGCAGGAGGUUGAUGGUCUGGAGGAGCUGAGUCGACAGCUCUUUCUGGAGACUGUAUUGGUGCAAGCCACCAAGGAGCGAAUUGAGUAUUCCAAGACAUUCCAGGGGAAAUACUUCAACUUCCUCGGCUACUUCUUUUCUAUCUAUUGCGUUUGGAAAACUUUCAUGGCCACUAUAAACAUUGUGUUUGAUCGAGUCGGGAAGACGGAUCCAGUGACGAGGGGUAUUGAAAUUACGGUGAACUACUUGGGCAUCCAGUUUGAUGUAAAAUUUUGGUCCCAGCACAUCUCUUUCAUCCUAGUGGGAAUAAUAAUCGUUACAUCCAUACGCGGUUUACUCAUCACUCUCACUAAGUUCUUCUAUGCAAUAUCAAGCAGCAAGUCUUCCAACGUCAUCGUGCUCGUCCUUGCUCAGAUCAUGGGGAUGUAUUUUGUGUCAUCUGUACUGCUAAUGCGUAUGAGCAUGCCGCUGGAAUAUCGGUCCAUUGUGACGGAAGUCCUGGGAGAACUGCAGUUCAACUUCUACCACCGUUGGUUCGAUGUCAUCUUCCUGGUUAGUGCCCUGUCCAGCAUCCUCUUCCUUUAUCUCGCCCAUAAGCAGGCGCCAGAGAAACACAUGGCCCUCUGAUCCGCUGCUUCAGUCACCGCCGGGAUACGACUUACUCCUGAACCACGAGGUGGCUUUCAGUCGAGGACUGAGGGAUAUCCAGAAAUCAGGUUUUUAUAUGGGACAAUUAUUUGGACGGAAUCAGGAACAGGCUGAUGGUUGGAUGCGGGCAACUACUGGAGCACACGAGGGAACAGCUUUGAACAUAGACUUGAGUAUUUUCAGAACAUUUUUAUUAGGAAUUUAAUUUUACCCACAAAUGCAAACACGUGGUCCUCUGUACUCUUAAAUUCUUACUCUUGAGGUCAAAAUGUUCUUUUUCUUUUAGUCUCUCUGAACACACUGGAUCUGCACUGUUUGCAGCAUUUCCCUGCUUCACUCACAGGUGUAACCGGGUUAUGUGAAGGAAAUAUCAACGUAUUGCUCUUCAUCUUCAUGCAAAAGAGGCUGUUAUUUUCAAUAAAAUAUGGCAUUUCAUUUGGAGCAAAAACAUACCCACGAAGUAAGCUUAA